Triticum aestivum (bread wheat) is the source of this 1875-nucleotide messenger RNA. RefSeq lists its product as uncharacterized. The record is from RefSeq and is a predicted model, not a curated record. The transcript has 3 exons. Bases 84 to 1559 code for a protein of 491 amino acids. Lineage: Eukaryota; Viridiplantae; Streptophyta; Magnoliopsida; Poales; Poaceae.
CCUCCCCCGCCUUGUUUAAAUCCGAGACGCCAUACGGACAGAGAGCACACGGAUACUGGCAGUAGCUCGCCUCCAUUUCAUUAAUGGCGCUCUCCGCGCUCCUCCUGCCCUCCUCCUCCACCACCACCGCCGACACCUCCGACCGCCGCCGCGGCCAGCAGCCGCAGCCGCCGCCGCAGCAGCAGAACCACCACAGCAAGCGCAAGAAGAAGCCGCCGUCGUUGCCGCCCCCGCUCUCCCCCGCGCCCAGGACUCCUGGCCGUCGCCAUCUUGCCGCCACCGGGACGCCUUCCAGGAAGAGCCCCGCCCUCGCCGCCCCCACCGCCGGCGCCAAGGCCAGGCUCGUGGCCGGCAAGGACCACCGUCAACGCCGCAGUGGCUCGAAGAAGGCGGCUGCGCAGAAGCCCGCGCGGCCGGCGUCGUCGUGGGAGCAGCUGAAGAGCCUGCUGAGCUGCCGGAGCGCCACGGCGGCCGCGCGCGUGCACGACCCGGCCGCACUGGCGCGGGGCCCCGGCGCCGGGGGGUACUGGGGGACGUCGCUCUGCUCCAUGCGCGACGUGGCGACCGUCGACGGCGCCUCCUCCGCCGCGUCCGUCGUAGUCGACCACCGCGACACCGCCCCGCUCAACCGCUCCUCCCGCCGCGCCCACCACUCCUCGUCGUCGUCUGCUGGCGGCGGCGGGCACCCUUCCUCCCUCCGCGGCCUCUCCGGCUGCUACGAGUGCCGCGCCAUCAACGUCGAGCCCGUCUCAAGGAGGUACCCUCGGCCGAGGGAGCUGUGCCCGUGCUCGCAGUGCGGCGAGGUGUUCACCAAGGCCGACAGCUUGGAGCAGCACCAAGCCGUCCGCCAUGCCGUGUCGGAGCUGGGGCCGGAGGACUCCGGGCGGAACAUCGUGGAGAUCAUCUUCAAGUCGAGCUGGCAGAAGCGGGACCGCCCCAUCUGCCACAUCGACCGCAUCCUCAAGGUGCGCAACCCGCCGCGCACCGUCGCCCGCUUCGAGGCCUACCGCGACGCCGUGCGUGCCAGAUGCCGCGCCGACGCCGCCGGUGCUGGUGGCGCCACGCGCGCUGCGGCCGACGGCAACGAGCUGCUCCGGUUCCAUCCGGCAGCGCUGGCCUGCGAGCUCGGCGCCGACGGCUCCACCUCGCUGUGUGCGUCCUGUGACGAUGGUGACGCCGACGGCAAAUCGGCGGCCGCGGCGUGCGGGGUGUGCGCGGCUAUCCGGCAUGGGUUUGCGCCAUGGGCCGGCGCGCACCCGCUGGGCGUGCGCACCACGGCGAGCAGCGGCCGCGCGCACGACGUCUGCGGUGCCGAGGGUCCGAGCGCGGCAGCACCGGGAUGGCGGGCCAUGCUGGUGUGCCGGGUGAUCGCCGGGCAGGUGCGGCGGCGUGACGGGGACGGGGAGGAAGGGAAGGAGGAGGCGGGGCCGUUCGACUCGGUGGCCGGCGACGACGCUGGCGGCGCGUACGGGGUGCUGGAGGAGCUGUUCGUGGCCAACCCCAGGGCCAUCCUGCCGUGCUUCGUCGUGGUCUACCGCGUCGACGUCGACGCCCAGUGAGAUGCAUGCACCGCAGCAGCUAUAUUUCCCUGUGCACCUACCUACAUACACAUGUAUGUAUGUAUAUUAAUUUGUACGUACUACUUGUCUACUUGUAUCGAUCAAUUGUGUCGGCUUGAAGAUAUAUAGAGUAGUAUGUGUGUGUCAACGUGUGUACCCAAGAACACAACAGUAAUAUUGUGUACAAGUUGUUGCUUACAUGCAUGGAUGCACACCUGGUCGAGUAUGUACGUGCGUGCGUAGACUGAUUUUGAUGGGAUUGAUGGCUUCCAUGUACUAUUAACAGAUUUGCAUAAUGCAUGAUCGGUUCCGUGCA